AGCUUUGAGUACGAUGUACUUACAACCAACCACAGCUUUGGACUUACUUUCAGUUUCUCUUUCCUAUCUUUGCAGUAAUGCAGUUAGCUUAGUUUAGUUGUGUUAGCCGGUGUCAAGUAUGUUUUACGAAAUUUCGUGUAGUUUGUUUUCUAUUAUUAUAUCAAAACAUUUGUGUUGUAGAAAUCUGUUAUAAAUUCAAAGUGGAAGUGAAGAGUGUUUUUGUUGUGGCAUGUACAUACAUUAUAAUCUCAAAAGCUUUGUAAACCUAGGUCUAACUGAGCUGUAGACCUAAUAUUUUCAUCUAGUUAGGGACAAACUACAUAUUUUCAAAAUAUCCUAGGCUACAUUAUUAAACAACAGUUUUAAGAAGUUUUGACUCUACCAUGAAUACUUGGGGACAAUGGGGUGCUACGGCCAACGCCAGUACAACAUUCCCGGCGGCAACUUUCCCCACUCCACCUGUGCCGCCCGUUCCUCCAGCUGCGGCAGCUGCAGCUCCGGGCUUUCCUAUGGGUCAGACACCGAUUGGAUAUCCUUAUUAUGGGGCCACUGGGGCCUUGCCAGGAGCAGUACCUGCAGCGACUUAUCCUCCGCCACAGUGGCCUCUAGCAGCUACGACAGCGCAGCAACAGCAAUGGCAGCAGUGGGAGCAGUGGCAACAACAAUACGCUCAGUGGCAGGCGCAGUACGGCGACAAGUGGACCCCUGAGAUGGUAAAAAAGUUCAAGUACCAGGCGAUGAUGGCCAUGGGGGGUAUGCCUACCACUGCUGGAGUUGCUCCACUACCUGCCACAGGUUUGCCACCCAGCAGCAACCCUCCACUGCCAGGAAUCGGCGUGGACAAGAGUGGAGUAGAAACUGCAUUACCAGCACAGGAUAAAAACAACAAACGAGCCUUUGAUGCAGGCAAAGCUGAGGUGGGUGCUGCUAGUCCACUGCAGGCAACGAAGAAGGCGAAGAAAGAAAUAAAGGAAACGCUUGAAGAAAUGACAGAAGCUGAAAAAGCCUUUGAUGAACAAUUUAAGAACUGGGAAAGUCAAUUCAUGAAGUGGAAGGAGCAAAAUAUCAACCAUCCAGAUAAGGAACAAUAUAAGGAGUAUGAAGCCAAAUGGGAGAGCUGGAGAGAGCAGCUUGUGCAGAGGAGAGAGCAGAUGAGGAAAAAGAGAGAGCAGAAACUGGCUGAAGAAAGGGCUGCGCAGAUUGCUGAAGCAACAAACACUUCUUCAACCACCCAGGAACACACCAAACCGGCAACAGUAGCAACAACUGCUCCGAGUCAGCUGUUCCCUAACUAUCCACCGUUCAGCAACCCCCCACCGCCUGUGAUGCAGCCACCAGCAGGAUUCCCAGCAUUUGGGGCCGCUCAGUUUCCGGGUCAGACAACUACUUCUGCAGCUUAUCCCGCAUACGGGACGUUCCCUGGCAUUCUUGGAGUCCCACCAGUUACCGGAUUGGUUGGCUCCACACCUGACCUGGUCAACACCAGUGCAGUUCCUCCAGAUGUGACGGUUACAGAGCAUAGUACAAUCCCGAAAUUAAAUGAGCCUCCUCCAAGUUUUCAAGGAGGAUCUUCAAAAGGCAUACCUGGGCUGGAUUUAUUGAGUGGAGCAGGGGAUAAUCAAGAUACAAAGUCUGACACAAGUAAACACAGCCAUGACAAAGGCAAGAAGCCUGAUCAAGUGCCAGUUACUGAGCCAUUAAUGCACACAUCUGGUGACAAACAUCCCUUCAAUUUUCCUCCCCCGGCACAAGAUUUGAACCAAGGGCCAGGAAACUUUACUUCAGGACCACCUGGUUUUCAAGGAAACUUUCAAAGUGGACCACAAAAUAAUUUCCCAGGUGGUCCACAGAGUAAUUUUCAAGGAGGCCCAGGAGGCCCUCCUAAUAGUUUUCAAGGUGGACCUAACAAUAAUUAUGGACCGAACAACUUUGGACCACCAGGAUUCAGUGGACCCCCGCCUUUUAUGGGACAAGGACCUCCAAAUUUCCCACCUCCUGGACAAGGAAAUUUUGGAGGACAGUUUGGAAAUAGACCUCCUUUCAGUCAACCUCCAGGAAAUUUUCCUCCAAACAAUAAUUUCCCUGGCCCUGAUAACAAAAAUGAUUCAAGAAAGAAUUUCAAUUCAAAUAAUCAGCCUCUAACUGGUCUGAUGGAUGGAUUUGACCCAGAUCGUGCCCCACCUGGGUUCAAACCAGGAGAUGGCCAAUCUAAUAAAAAUGCAGACAACAGAUUCAGUAAACAAGACAAGUUUAAAGAAUGGGAAAAAUAUUAUAAUGAAGACAAUGAAUACGAAAAUGAUCCUUUUGCAGAUAAUAAUGAUGAGUUUGAUGAUAAAUAUAAUGAAGGAGAUGACAGAUUCGGUGGUCCUUCAAACAAAUCAGGACCUCCUGAUAGAUUUCAGGGUGGCCCUUACAAUUCUGGCCCACAAGGUAGAGGAAGAUAUGAUGAUGUAGGACCAAAUGCAGAUGAUCGUGGUCCAAGGGGAAUGGAUAGAUUUGAUGGUCCACAAGGCCAAGGAAGCCGUUCUGGAAAGUUUAGUAAUGAAGGACCGCCAGGUCCUGGAGGGAGAUUUGAUGGACCUCCUGGUAGAUUUGAAGGACCACCUGGCCGAUUUGAUGGACCACCUGGCAGAUUUGAUGGACCUCCUGGUAGAUUCGAUGGACCCCCUGGCAGAUUCGAUGGACCUCCUGGUAGAUUUGAUGGACCUCCUGGCAGAUUUGAUGGUCCACCAGGAAGAAAUUUUGAUGGUUCCUCUGGCAGAUUUGAUGGGCCACCAGGAAGAAACUUUGAUGGUCCACCAGGAAGAAAUUUUGAUGGUCCACAAGGUAGAAACUUUGAGGGACCUGAUAGGAAAUUGAAUGACCCACCUGGAAGAAAUUAUGAGAGACCUGCAGGCCCAGGAGGAAGGUUUGAUGGACCUCCUGGACGAUUUCAAGAUGAGUUUGAAGAUGAAAAUAGAGACAUUGAAGAUCCAUUUUCAAACUAUGGAAAUAAAUUUGGUGGUCCAGAUGAUGAAAGAGGGUCCAAAGGUAGAGAUAGAUUUGGCGGAUCUGACAACCGAGGAGGAAGAGGAGGUCGAGGUGGAAGGAGAGGAAGAGGUGGAAGAUUUGGAGAUGUUGAAGAGCCAGAGGAUCGUGACUUUAGAGGAGGGCCUGAACCUUUUGGGCGAGGAAGAGGUGGAAUGAAGGGUGAUCGGUUUGGUAGAGGAGGGAGAUUUGAUGGGCCCAGUGAUCGAGGUCCUCCCUUUAAUGAGCCAGAAUUUGAGGGACCUGGGGGAAGGCCUCCCAUGGACUUUGAUGGACCAGGUGGUAGACCUGCAGAUUUUGAUGGAAGGAGACCUCCAAAUAAAGGAUUACUUGAUACUCCAUGUGGUCCAGGAUUACUUCCAGUACCUGAAAUGGGAGGUAAACCAGAACCUUCAAUGAAAGAUUUUCCACCAGAGAGCCGACCAGGAGAUGGGAAACCGUGGAAUGAACCAACAUUUACAUCUAAAGAUGAAGGACCAGAAAAAGUGACUGAGGCUGAACAAGAUCCUAAAGGAGGACCUCCACCUUUCCCUCACGAGAUAAAGGAUCGGAUCAGUGCAGGCGUGGGACCCCCACCAGUUCAGCUUGAGUCCUUGGCCAAGUCUGACCUGCCAAGAGAUCAGCCCAGUGUUAUAGACUACGGACACAGACCUGCCCCUCUCAAAGCUAAUGCCACCGAUCUAGACAUUCCAGUAAUGAUAGAACCAAUGCACAUGUUUGACUACCAACAUGGUGCAAAUCCAGGACCACCUCCAUUUGUCAAAAAUUUCCCCAUGAGACUAGACAGGUCUGGAAGAGAUUUUAUGGAAAUUGAACGAGAGCUUGACAUGGAGCGAGACCGAGAGGAAUUAGGAACCAAAGGUCGGAACCGCAGCAGCAAGGACGACAAUUUUGGUCCAAGAGGACGGGACCGUGAUUUGAGGGACGAGAAGUCGAGAGACCAUGACAGGGGUCGUGACAGAGAUCGUGAUGACAAGGGGAGAAGUAGGGAUGACAGGCGAGAUGAUAGGGACAGAAGGGACGAUCGGGACAGGAGGGAUGAUCGAGACAGAGAUAGAGGCAGGACCUUUGAUGACAGGAGGGAUGACAGAAAUAAAGACAGAGAUGGUGACAGGAGAAGUGACAGAGGUCGCAGUGAUAGGGACAGGGAUCGUGACCGAGACAGAGAACGUGACAGAGACAGGAGGAAAGAUGAUGAGAAAUCAAGUGACAAGAGGUCGAAAGAUCAAGGAGACAGGAGAAGUACAAGAGAAAAGUAUGAUCAUCAAAGGGCAAAGGAUGACAGACCCUCAAGGGAUGAACCCCCAGCACCUUCCAGGCAACAUCAGGCUGUUUUGGUUGAAGAUUUGCUCAACAGUCCAGGCAGGGAUAAGAGGCCACCCAAGAUACUGGUUAUACUGAGAGGCCCUCCUGGCUCUGGGAAAACUUUUGUGGCAAAACUUAUCAAGGACAAGGAGGUUGAGAAUGGAGGAAAUGCUCCAAGGAUUGUGUCUCUUGAUGACUAUUUCAUUUGCGAAGUGGAGAGAGAAGAGACUGAUCCAGAGACCAAACGCAAGUUUACAACUAAGGUGAUGGAAUAUGAGUUUGAACCAGAAAUGGAAUCUCACUACAGACAGUCUUUGAUCAAAGCUGUCCGCAAGAACCUGGCUGAUGGCUACUUCCCCUUUAUGAUCUUGGACUGUAUAAACAACAGGCUCGAGCACUAUGAAGAAAUCAACACAUUUGCCAAACAGAAAGGAUUCCAGGUGUUUGUCUGUGAAAUGGACAUGGAUGUAAGUGUCUGUGCCAAACGAAACGUGCACAAACGUACAGAGAAGGAGAUCUCAGAGAUGGUGAAGAAGUGGGAACCGACUCCCGUCACUCAGACUCUACUAGAUGUGCGUUCAUUGCUGCAAUCUGCUGCCAUCACUGAGGUUGAAAUGGAGGAUGCGCCUGCAGAAGAAGAGAAGACAGAAGGGGAGAAGGUAGGAGGGGACGAAGAACAAGAAAAAGGUGAAAAGAAAGAUGAAGGCAAAGAAUUAGAAGAAGUGGAGGAGGUGAGUAAACCAAAAGAAGAACCCUCACCAGAAGAGAAAGCUGAACCAGAUAAUAAACCGAAAGAAGAAACUCCGCUCCCGCAAGAAAAUAAACCCGCCGAGACUAAACCAACAGAGACCGUACCUAUCAAAGCUGAGCCGCAAAAGCCAAAUGUACCUCCACCAAGGGAGAAUCAACCCCCAAACAGAGAAAAUCGUGGUGGUCGAGGGGGAGGAUACCGUGGUGGAGGCAAUCGUGGUGGUCCUCGCGGUGGCCGUGGCGGUUAUGGAGGUGGCUACGGUGGUGGUAAUCGUGAUUAUAAUAGUAUGAACCCGUACACCCGCUUCUUAAUGCAAGGUCGUGGUGGUCGUGGAGGAUAUUAUUGAACCAUCAUUUGUGUUUUACAUAGAAGCAAAUUAUUGCUUAUAAGUGUUUUAAAUGUUAACUUCUGUAGAAUGUAGAAAAUAUUUUAUUUCAGUUUACAGUACCCUUAGCUUUUUACAAGUUCAAGGUCAGCUGUUUUGAAAGUUAGAUAUUAAUAUUAUCUAGUUUCUUACAACUAGCUGACUUUAAUUUUUCACGUCACCCAUGUUAGUGCAAUGGACACUAUUUCCAACACCUUCAGGCCAUUAAUAUAACACUAGUGGAUAUUACUCAAUAUUUUUAUAGAUUUUAAGAUCUCGUCAUUUGAUUUUGUUCCGACUAUGUUGGCAUUGAUAGAAUGGUGCGAUACUAAUUUAAAUAACAUUUUUUGGUUCUGCUCCAAACAAUUGUGUGUUACUUCUCAGUUUUGUAAGAGGAUAAAAUUAGUUAUACAUAAUUUUUAUAUUAAUAAUUAUCAAUUAAUGCAUUCGAGGAAUGGUGUUUCGUUGAUCUUUGCAUUGGCUAAUCAGUGCUAUUUACUUGUCUUUUGUGACUUGUGUGUAGGUAAUGUUAAUUUUUUUGAUGUGUUUCAAUAAGAUAAAUCAACAGAAAAAUAAUAUUUUUAAUGUUUGAAUAAAAAAUUAUAUGUCGGUAAAAUAUGUAAAUCGUUUUAUUUUCUAAAAAAGGAAGAAGAAAAAUAGUUCUAUGUUUUGGUGUUGAUCAUUAUUAUACUUUCACUCUGUUUUAAUGACAGUUUGAAUUGUAAUUUAAUAACAUUUGAUGGAGAAAACAUUAACGCCAAAUGUAUAUAUAUAUAUAUAUAUAUUAGAUGAAAUAUUUGGGUUUUAAUGAAAUAUAAUUCAAAGAGAAACUGAUUUAGAGGUAAUGAUGAUAGGAACUCACAUAAAAAGUAUUAGAUUCCUAUCAUAAUUUACCUUUUUGAAUCAAUAUAUCUCAAAUUACAUUCAAAAUAGAACAUAAACGGUGAGAACAUUCAAAAUAUUUUAUCGAUAGCGUUGGUUUUCGUAUUUUUGGUUUGUGAUGUUAGACGUCUACAUUCAUUCUAUCUAGUCAACAUUAAAUUUUGAAAUGGUGCGGAAACAAACAUCCUAAUUUGUUGAAGGAGAUUUUAUUAUUUUCCAGCAUUUCAAUAAUUUCUCCUGUUGAUUCCGUAGCAUUUUUCAAUAGGGUUUUAAUAUUUUGUUUUUACAGAAGAUUUCUUUAUAAUUAUAAUUGUUGUGUUUUCAAUAAGUGAGAGUUGUUGUACAAAACAUUGAUAAUGUUGCAGUACAGUGGUUUUGUGUUCGCUAAUGUAAAGAAAUCGGCAGAAGAUUUAUUAGUGAUUUUACAGUUACAUAUGAAUUGCAUUUUUGCUUUGGAUUGUAGAAAUGGACUUGAAUUUUAUUGUUUUCAGCUGAGAUUCAACUUGUAGUUAGAUUUUAUUUAGUAAAACAAUUGUCUAGUUCUUGUCCAUGUGUAAUAAAAAAAUGAAGCCUGCA
This is a messenger RNA of Homalodisca vitripennis (glassy-winged sharpshooter), 6905 nucleotides long. RefSeq names its product YLP motif-containing protein 1-like. The transcript is spliced from 25 exons. Lineage: Eukaryota; Metazoa; Arthropoda; Insecta; Hemiptera; Cicadellidae. Gene Ontology annotation, biological process: regulation of telomere maintenance. The record is from RefSeq and is a predicted model, not a curated record. Bases 384 to 5429 code for a protein of 1681 amino acids. Gene Ontology annotation, cellular component: nucleus.